Messenger RNA from Eimeria necatrix, 1983 nucleotides. Its product is annotated as Phosphatidylinositide phosphatase sac1, related. The coding region runs from base 1 to 1983 and encodes 660 amino acids. Lineage: Eukaryota; Apicomplexa; Conoidasida; Eucoccidiorida; Eimeriidae. The record is from RefSeq and is a predicted model, not a curated record. The transcript is spliced from 7 exons.
AUGUUCUCUUUGGAGCUACUGCCAUUCACACAGAGUACUUUGGAGCGCCGUCUCUGGGGAGCUAGCUGCGUACGGCCUGUGAGAUCAUCCGUGCACACUGCUCUAAGCCGUUUUGGCAGAGUCAGCGAACGAGGCUCACUGAGGCUUUGUUCGACCGCUCACGAGCUUCCUUCUCAUCUAGCUUUUUCCAGCAUAUCUUCGAAGUCAAAAUACCUACUUAGUCACAACUGGCAGAGAAAAUCAUACGAUACGGCGCCGCACCAGCGUUGCCUCAGACGUGUUUUCCAGGAGCUUCCCAAGGGCUCUCCUGCAAACUCAUCAGUAUGCAACAGGCCAUCAGCAUGUUGGAGUGGACCAAAUAUACUUUUGGUCAACAAAUCUGAUCGUCUCUCUGAAAAGCUGGGCCGUCACCCUCGUUGGUUCACCACCACCCACACUUCAUCAUCACGCCUGUGGCUUGCAAGGUUCCCAGAAAGCCCUACAAUUUGGACGAGACUAUUUAAGGGAGGUGCACAUGGAACGGGCGGCUCAUUGCAGGAGGUAGUGCUACCUUGCCGCCCAGGGACAGUGAGUUUGGCCCUUGGGACCGCAGAUGUGCUGGCGCUGUCGGAUGGCAGCCUCUUCGGGGCCCCACUGAGUUUAGCAAGGGUUCAAGAGGAUCGGCCAGAGCCCUUGGCGCUACGUGAUAUUACACCAGAGCCCGUAGAAGCGGGAGGCAUUUCGGUUAACGACUUUAAUCGGCAUUGUAGUAUGGGCGAGGAACUGGGCAUUAAUUUGGCGCUGACAAAUGCGGCAGCUGAUGGCUUCCCCAUGCAUUUCGAGACAGACACACAUGUCCGAUUUGUCAAAGUGGCUGCCGGGAAGCACCAUUUUGCUGCAUUAUCGUCACACGGGAUCUUAUACACAUGGGGAAAGGGUGGCACGUGGGGUGCUGGGAGUCCAUUAGGGCAAGGAGAUAGAAAGAACCGGUCUCGGCCAACACCAGUAGGCCAGUUUGUUAGGGCUGGAGAGUUUGUGGUGGAUGUGGCGUGUGGGGCUACAAGCACAUGCGUAGCCACAAGUUCAGGCCGAGUGUUUAGUUCCGGGGCGGCAGACUACGGAGUAAAUGGCAGUGGAAUGCUCAUCAGCAGCAGAGUCUUUCGGGAACUGGAGUUCUUUAGGGGGCUACUCUCCCCAAAGCUUCUUGAGGCCCAGCGUCUCAUGGAAGAGGGGCAGCUGAAGGAACUUGAAGCGCUCAGGGAACGUUUCGAUCAGGAGGGAGUCAACCUGUCUCACCUCCCGAUGAGGCCUUUCGAUGCUUUUCAGGAAGCACCGGAGGACUCUACUUGCAAAAACACUACACGCUGUCGGGGUUACUCGGUGACUGGCCACUUGGGGCUCCCAAAGGUGAUGUGUGGUGCUGACCACUGCGGUUUGUUGACCCCUGAGGGAGUUCUCUGGAUGUGGGGACGAAACGACUGUCUACAGCUUAGCAAGGAGAAGUCAGUGAUGGCGUCUGGCGGGGAGUCUAACUACCCGCUGUUAGUGGAUUUCUUUACGCGCUCAGAUGUGCCGCUAGGUAGCUGUGCUUUAGGCCCUAACCAUACCGUUGCUCUUGCGAAAAGCGGGAUGGUAUACGAGUGGGGAGGUCGUAGUGCGGAGUCCCCUCACCCUGUUGACUUGCACUGGAGUUACCCAGAGAGCAUUUUCAAAGACUGCGUGAUGAAAGUUGCUGCUGGGGGCUUUUCAAGCUCAACCGCUUUCUCUGUUGCCCUUACAGGAAAAGGAGAGGCAUUCUUUUGGGGACCAGGGGCUUCGAUGCUGCCCCUUGGUGUCAGCCCAGCGUAUGACCAUAUACCACAGCUGAUCAAUGCAGCCUUGCCUACCCAGGAAUCAGAGCGUGAAGAUGACACGGGAAGGGUCCGGAUACGUGACAUUGUUGCUGGGCCCUGCGGCUGCCUCCUGAUGACCACAGAUUCACUGUCGCCAUGCUUUGUUAGGUAG